UUGCGACGGAGAGUAACAAAAAUCAAGUAUGAUAAAAAAACAACUUUUGACUGUUUAUUAGCAACAAAAAUGGCUUCCACGUUUGUUGUUUAUCCAAACGAAGCUGAGCUUAUGAUAAAGGAAAUGAAAAGUGGUUCUUUAGAUCAAGUUGGAAGUAACAAAUGGUGGAAGACACAUGAGUUAAUUCAAAAGUUGAACAUGCAGGCUGUAUUAAAUGUAUCUUCUUGUGCUGAUGAGUUUGUUAAAGAUUUCCUAGUUUCCUACAAUAAGAUGAUAAUCUUGAUUUAUGAUCUAAUCAAGUCAGAAGUGUGGACAGAAAAAGUGUUUCCUUAUCUUAAAUCUUCUAAUUCAAGUAUGUCUGUUUAUAUGACUCUGUUUCAUGAAGUCACUGUUUUAGGUUUACUUGAAACAUCCUUAUUUUACAAGGAAUGCUGCGAAUCAGCAGGAGAUGCACUAGUUGAUUUGGUUGACUACAUUCAACGAAAAAUUACUAACCUUCUUUUAAAAUACCUUGAUGGAAAAAAAGUUGAAGAAACAAUUAAUGAUGAUCUGGAAAAUCAAAAUAAUGAUAUUCAGUUUACAAUACAAAUGAAAGUCAUUUCAAUUCUUAGAUAUAUAUCUGAUCAUAUAGAUAUAGUCCCUCUAAGUGUGUUAAAUAGAAUUUUGGAUAAAUAUGAUAUGCCAUGUAUGUUAGUACAACUUAUCGAAAACUCCCCAUGGAAAAGAAUAAAUAAUUCAGGAAAUUAUCAAUUAUUUACUGACAAUAAAUGGUGUAAUGUUGCAGAAGAUGAAAAACACAUUGUCAGUAAAAUGGAAGGACAAGUAUGGAUAACUCUUUAUCAACUUUUAUUGCAUCCUGAAUGUCAAAGAAAGUAUGAUUUCAAUGUUUAUAGAAAGUCCCAAAUAUUAAAGUUGCGUCGUCAUUUAAAUGAAGUUGUUCUUGAACAGAUAAGUUUUUUAAAAGAUUUUCAACGCUUUAUAGAAAUGUUGUCUGUAAUGAAUCCACCGCAAAUUAAAGAAUGUCUGAUACUUGAACAAAUUCCAACAAUUCGUUUAAAAAUUGAGUCAGAUUAUAAAGAUAAAUGGAAGAAAAUAGCUCAAGACCAAGCUUUAAAUUAUUACACGUUGACUAACGAACAAAUGAAAGAGCGCGCUCAAAGCCUUUCAACAACCUACAACAUUGAUCUUUUAGAAAAUUUAAUUAAUGAACCGCCUUCUUGUGCUUAUUGUCAUGGUGAAGCUAUGAAGAGGUGCUCAAGAUGUCAAAACGAAUGGUAUUGUUCCAGACCGUGCCAAGUAAGUCACUGGAAUAAACAUAAAGAGUUAUGCAAUAUGAUGGCAGCAAAUGCUCAAAAAUGAUCGAUAAAGAACAUAUAUUUGCCGAUGCUUGAAAGUUUAAAGUCCAGGAUAAUUUGUAGAAAAAUAAUUAAAUAUAAAAUAAAUGAUGUGUGAAUUAGAUUAAACGAGUAAAAGCUUUUAA
This is a messenger RNA of Hydra vulgaris (swiftwater hydra), 1480 nucleotides long. Its product is annotated as zinc finger MYND domain-containing protein 10. Lineage: Eukaryota; Metazoa; Cnidaria; Hydrozoa; Anthoathecata; Hydridae. The record is from RefSeq and is a predicted model, not a curated record. Gene Ontology annotation, cellular component: cytoplasm.